AUGAAACAAUGGUGUUGCUGGCCACCACUGUAUAAUAAAUUAAUUCUUAAUUUUCUUAGUUUUAUUGAACAUUUGUUUGCUGCAAAGGAAGCCUUCAGUCACUUACCUGCUUCUUCAAAUUCAUCUUUUGAACAUCUUUUAUGGAAAUAUCGUUUUUUAAAUAUUUGGUCAAAUAUUUUGAUUGACAAACAAAUUGAUUUGUUUAAACAAAUGAAUGAAUUAUCCAAUUUAUUAUUUAAAAUUUCUUCUUCAACUACCAAAAAUCUUCAAAUAGAAUUUCUUUUGGAAAGAGCACUUUCUCUUUUAAAUUUUUUUGAAUUUUCCUCUUCAAAGAAAUGUUUAGAAGAAGCAAUUAAACUUGCCGGAUUUAAACAAUUACAAUUAGGUGGAGCUUUAGGAAAAAGAACUCAAUUUCAAGAAAAAAGUGUUCCCCAACUUUUUGUUGAGUUUGAAGUAACUUCUACUACCAAUCAAAAAAUAGAAGAACCAACAGAAAUAAUUCAAAAUACAAAGAAUGGGGAUGAUACACUUUUGGAAAAAAUUUUGUUUGAUGAAAAGCCCAAAAAUAAAAUACAAAAAAUUAAUUCCCACCAAAUUGCUUGUAUUUUGGUAAUAGAUCAACGUCCUUUUUGGUCUUUACAAAUGAGAGCAUUAAUUGAACGUUCAAAAUUGGAAGCAAAAAAUUCUAGAAGAAUUGAAAGGGCUUGUUCUCAAAUGGAAAUAUUAGCUAAUAUUUUGAAUGAAAAUGUUAAAAAUGAGUCUAUAGAAUCAGAACGACUCAAUUUAAUUUUUGUUUGUUCUCCUCUUCCAUUCUGGAAAGUUAGCAAAUUACAUGCAGAAAUUUUGCUUUCGCUUGGAUGUUUUUCUGAGGCUAUCAGAAUAUUUGAAAAAUUAAAUUAUUGGGAAGAUGUUGUUAAAUGUUAUUUAAAUUCUGGACAAUCUGAAAAGGCCGAAAUUUUAAUUAAAAAACUUUUGGAAGAAAAGGGAGAAAAUCUUUUUUAUUAUUGUCUUCUUGGAAAUAUUACAAAUGAAGAAUGUUUUUAUUUAAAAGCUAUUGAAGUUUCCGAAGAUGGAAAUGCACUUGCCAGGGCAUCAUUAGGAAAUUUAAUGUUAAAACGAAAAAAUUUUUCUGAAGCAAUGAAACAUUUUGAAAAAUCGUUGGAUAUCCAACCAUUACAGCCUGGUAUUUAUUUUAACUAUGGGUAUUCUGCAAUGAAAUCCGGCAAUUUUCAGACUUCUGUAAAAGCUUUUCAUCGUUGUGUAAAUAUUGAACCUGAACAUUUUGAAGCUUGGAAUAAUUUGGCAGCUUCAUAUAUUCAUUUAAAUCAAAAACAUAGAGCACAUAAAAUUUUACAAGAAGCCUUAAAAUUAAGUUGGGAAAAUACUUACCUUUGGACAAAUUUUCUUUUAAUUUCUGUUGAUAUUGGGGAUUAUGAGAGUGGAAUAUCUGCUUUGGAAAGAUUAAUGGAUUUGGACAAAAAUUUAAAAAUCGAUGAAAGCCCUCUAGAAAUUAUGUCGAUUGAAAUAUUAAAUGAACAAAAUAAAGAAAAAUUGGGAAUGAAGAAAUCACUUUUGAGGGUUUUGGCACGUGCAAGUUCGAGACAGUCUUUUGGUGGAAAGUUACAACGUCUUCACGCGUUCUUAAAAAAGCCAGAAAAUGGAGAGGAUAUAACACAAUGGACAAUUUUUGUUAAUUUACUUGAAAAAGCUUUUAAAAAAGAAUUUGAUAGAAUUACUAUAGGAAAGAUUUUUAAAAAUUACAAGGAUUUAUUAAAUCAAUUUUUGGAAUUAAUUGAAGAAUUUAAAUUGUUUUGGAAAAUACAAAAUUUGGAAGAAAUACAGAUAAAUUCUCAAUUAAAAUUAAGAAUAAAACCAAUUAUUGGAUUUUUUGAAAAAGAAUUUGGAGAAAAUUGUGAAUUAUGUGAAGAUGAAGAAUUUAAUAAAUUAUUUAGAGAAAUUAAGAAUUUGUGUAUUUUUUAA
Messenger RNA from Meloidogyne enterolobii, 1980 nucleotides. NCBI's taxonomy places the organism in Eukaryota, Metazoa, Nematoda, Chromadorea, Rhabditida, Meloidogynidae. The record is from the annotation of a GenBank genome assembly.